AUGAUCGACAAGAAGGCGCUCAUCACUCGCGAGAACCUCUGCGAAUCUCACGGCGCCGGGCCAAACAGGUGGAACGACCACCAGCUCCUCCUAAUCUCCGGUCUAGGCCCCAAUCUCACCGCCGCCGUGACCUGGAUGCUCAAUCACCUCCUCGAGGGCGACGGCCAUCUCGCCACCUCCAUCCACAUGGAGGCCGAGAGCUUCGUGGAGAAAAGCGACGAGGAGAUCGACCUCUGCCGCGUUUUCGAUGAGUCCCGCUUCUGCAGGCCACGUGGUACGAGGUUCUCCGCUUCUACGUCACUUUCACUCUGGGCCGGCACGUUCACGACGAGGGCGACGCAGUCAUCCCGAGCGGGUACACUCUGGAGCGUGGCGCAUUCGUUCUGA
Messenger RNA from Colletotrichum siamense, 387 nucleotides. RefSeq lists its product as uncharacterized. Lineage: Eukaryota; Fungi; Ascomycota; Sordariomycetes; Glomerellales; Glomerellaceae. The transcript is spliced from 2 exons. The record is from RefSeq and is a predicted model, not a curated record. Bases 1 to 387 code for a protein of 128 amino acids.